Molecule: messenger RNA, 3462 nt
Organism: Eptesicus fuscus (big brown bat)
Lineage: Eukaryota; Metazoa; Chordata; Mammalia; Chiroptera; Vespertilionidae
Gene: BAG4
Product: BAG cochaperone 4
Exons: 5
Coding region: 192-1565 (457 amino acids)
Biological process (GO): protein stabilization
Cellular component (GO): cytosol; nucleus; membrane
Molecular function (GO): protein-folding chaperone binding; adenyl-nucleotide exchange factor activity
Source: RefSeq, a predicted model, not a curated record
CCCUCGACCCCAGAGUCACAGAGACCCAUCCCUCAACCCUCCAGACUCGGGAGCCGAAGGGGCGGGACUUGGCCUGUGAUUGGCUAUUGUUGGCCGACCCCCUUCACGGUUGUCCAUUCCCUCUCGCUGGCUGGCGCCUGCGCGGUGGGCCGGCUGUGGGGGGCGGGAAGCUCCUAGGGGCAGUAGAGCCCAUGUCGGCCCUAAGGCGCUCGGGCUAUGGCCCCAGUGAUGGUUCGUCUUAUGGCCGCUACUACGGGCCUGGGGGUGGAGAUGUGCCCGUGCAUCCACCUCCACCCUUAUAUCCUCCUCGUCCUGAACCUCCCCAGCCUCCCAUUUCCUGGCGGGUGCGCGGGGGCGGCCCGGCUGAGACCACCUGGCCGGGAGAAGGCGGAGGAGGCGAUGGCUACUAUCCCUCUGGAGGCACCUGGACGGAGCCAGGUCGAGCUGGGGGAAGCCACCAGGAGCAGCCACCAUAUCCUAGCUACAAUUCCAACUACUGGAACUCUGCCCGACCUAGGGCACCUUACCCAACAAGUACAUAUCCUGUAAGACCGGAAAUGCAAGGCCAGAGUUUGAACUCUUACACAAAUGGAGCAUAUGGCCCACCAUACCCCACUGGCCCUGGGGCAAAUACUGCCUCAUACUCUGGGGCUUAUUACACACCUGGAUAUUCUCAGACCAAUUACUCCACAGAGGUUCCAAGCACUUACCGUUCACCUGGCAACAGCCCAACCCCAGUCUCUCGUUGGAUGUAUCCCCAGCAGGACUGCCAGGCUGAAGCACCUCCUCUUAGGGCGCAGGUUCCAGGAUAUCCUGCACCACAGAACCCUGGAAUGACCCUGCCCCAUUAUCCUUAUGGGGAUGAUAAUCGUAGUGUUCCACAGCCAGGACCAUCUGUACGACCACAAGAGGACUCGUGGGCUUCUCCUGAUGCUUAUGGAAUGGGAACCCGUUACCCCUGGCCUGCAGCUGCGCCCUCAGCACCACCUGGGAAUCUUUACAUGAGUGAAAGCACUUCACCAUGGCCUAGCAGUGGCUCUCCUCAGCCACCUCCAUCACCACCACCCCAACAGCCCAAGGAUUCCUCAUACCCCUAUAGCCAAUCAGAUCAAGGCAUGAACCGGCACAACUUUCCUUGCAAUGUUCAUCAGUAUGAGUCCUCGGGAACAGUGAACAGUGAUAAUUCAGAUCAUUUGGAUUCCCAAGUCCAGUAUAGUGCUGAGCCUCAGCUGUAUGGUAACACCACCAGUGAACAUCCCAGCAAUCAAGAGCAAAGUAAUAAUCUUCCUGAAGAGUGUUUGCCUUCAGAUGAAGGUACUCCCCCAAGUAUUAAAAAAAUCAUACAAGUGAUGGAGAAGGUUCAGUAUCUUGACCAAGAAGUAGAAGAGUUCAUAGGAAAAAAGACAGACAAAGCAUACUGGCUUCUGGAGGAGAUGCUAACCAAGGAACUUUUGGAACUGGAUUCAGUUGAAACUGGGGGCCAGGACUCUGUCCGACAGGCCAGGAAAGAGGCUGUUUGUAAAAUCCAGGCCAUACUGGAAAAAUUGGAAAAAAAAGGAUUAUGAAAGGAUUUAGAACAAAGGGGAAGCCUGUUACUAACUUGACCAAUACUCCUGAUUUUGGUUAUUUAUCCUCUUUUUGAAAUGCCUGUUGAUGACAAGAAGCAAUACAUUCCAACUUUCCUUUGAUUUAAAACUUGAAAAGCUGGUAAAGGACUUGGAAAAACAUUUUCGUUAUGAAUUGUUUUCAGUUUUCAGACCAAUGAAUGUAAUAGGAAACUAUGGAGUUACCAAUAUUGCAAAGUAGGCUCACUUCUUGAGAGAUUUAUGGAUAUCUGCAAGCUGUUUGUUAUCAGCAGGAGGGAAGUACACUUUAUGUAACAGGCUUAUCAGAAACCUACCAGAUGAGACUGGAUAUAAUCUGAGACAAACAGGUUUUUUAAAACAUCUGGAUUACUUGUCACAUUUUUGUACAUUGUGACUGCUUUCAGCAUACACGUCAUGUGUAAUUACAGCUUGGACAUUAGCCUUGUGGGACCUCUGUUUUGUUUUGUUAUUGCAGUUCACAAAUAUAGUAUUCUUCUCUACUUCUUGGUACAUUUUGUAGUAAUAUGUUUAAUAUAAUUAUUCAAGAGACUAUAUUGACAGCCAGAUAGUAUGGUAUUUCUGAAUGAAUUUAUAUCUUUUCACCAUUUGAAUAUAUUGCAAUGUGUAGUGAGUUUCUGAGGUAAAUAGUCUUUUUUGUAUAGAUCAUUAGGUUAGAGUUUUACCACUUCUACUUCUCAUGUUAAUAGCAGAAGGCGAUUUGGAAAUGGCAUGGGCAUAGAAAUGAAAAUGUUUGUGGCCAAUUUUUCUUUUUUGCUCUUUCAUUGUAUUUGGAUAAAGAUACACUUUAAAAUGUCCAUUUCCUCCCCUUAAUUAUCUUUUUACUAGUGCUGCUUCCAUAUGCAGCAUUGUGAUAGGUACAUGAAAAAUUAAAUGCCACAGUGGGUAAAAUAACUGUAAAAGUAAUAAACUAUUUGGAAAUGCUGUUCUCCAUCUAAAAAAUUAGUUUCACCAUCAAGAUCUCUAUAAGUAGAUUUCAGUUCAGUUUAUAUUAAAAAACAAUGAGGGUAAAAGAGAAUUCAUUCAUGCUCAGGGAAUGAAUCAGCCAUAGUAAGAGUGAGAAAUAUUAUUUUUUCUUUUAAAAGUACAUUUGAUGUUUAUUUCUCUAGAAUAAAUUGCAUAGAAAGUAUUGCCAGUUUUAUAAAAUGAUGCUUAUUACCACUAAAAACAAUCAUUUUAGAGCCAAAUUUAAGGAAGGAAUAUUGAAAAGGAUCUUAUCUGGGCUUGCUUGGGUAGUUCUAUGCUAUCUUAUAGAAGACUUAGAUAAAUAAUUUACUUUUCACACCUGAAGUGACUUCUAGUAAACAGUAUCUGUUAUUGGAAAAACAGCUGUUUCUUAAUAAAAUAUCCAAGUGAUAAUGUUUUUUUCCUAGACUGCCAGGCCUAUUAAUGAUAAUAAGUCUGUCUGCUAUCCUUAUUAUUAAAAAAAAAAAAUACAAAACCAAUCCUAUAUAAUCAAAGGCUAAUAUGCAAAUUGACUGGUUGCUGUGACAUGCACUGACCACCAGGGGGCAGAUUCUCAAUGCAGGAGCUGCCCCCUGAUGGUCAAUGCACUCCCACAGGGGGAGCACCGCUCAGCCAGAAGCUGGGCUCACAGCUGGUGAGCGCAGUGGCGCUGGCAAGAGCCUCUCCCACCUCUGCAGCAGUUGGACAUCUCCUAAGGGCUCCGGCCGAGGGACUCCCCCCUCCCUCCCGAGUGCACAAAUUUCAUGGACCGGGCCUCUAGUAGAAAUGUAAUUGAUUAUAAGAAAUGGAGUAAAAAUAAUGGCUGAGUCGUAUGGUUGGGUUGAAUAAUUUUAUGAGGUAAUGUGGUGAUAAUUUUAUUCUAGGAUUUUUAUUUUUGGUCUAAUAUAGGAAU